AUUGGAUCGAUUGACCUCUUUGACGAUUAGGAGGUUUAUGUUCAUGUGUUGUAAUGAAAGUUGGUUGAGUUUUUGCUCAAUUUUUGGUACUUAAUUUGAAUCCAAUUACAUUUAUUCUACUACUAGAUGCAUAAUCAGUAAUUACGGAUCCUGUGAGAAUGAGAUUUCAAGGACCAGGCGGCCCGAAUUUCAACCGCGGUGGAAGGAAUGAAAUGAUGGACGGACCAGGUCCAGGCCGUUUUCAACAAGGGCCUGGUGGCGGCGGCGGCAUGGGCCCAGGCGGUAUGGGCCCAGGCGGCAUGGGCCCAGGCGGUAUGGGCCCAGGCGGUAUGGGCCCAGGCGUUAUGGGCCCAGGCGGUAUGGGCCCAGGUGGUAUGGGCCCAGGUGGUAUGGGCCCUGGCGGUAUGGGCCCUGGCGGAGGAGGAAUGAUGUUUGGAAACCAACAAGGAGGGAUGGGGCCUGGGCCUGGUUUUAAUAACAAUGGAGGACCAAGAGGUAUGGGAUUUGGUGGUGGAAUGGGACCGAGAGGUGGAUUUGGCUGUGGUCCUGGUGGAAUGGGGCCUGGUCCAGGAGGCAUGGGACCUGGUCCAGGAGGCAUGGGACCUGGUCCAGGAGGCAUGGGACCUGGUCCAAGAGGCAUGGGUCCAGGUGGAAUGGGACCAGGUCCAGGUAGAAUGAUGGGACCAGGCCCAGGAGGAAAUCAACAAAGUAAACAAGAAAGGAACAUGCACAAUUUAUUCCUUAGCAAUCAACCUGAUGUUGAGACUGAUGACAACCGAAUUCAGCAGCUUCAAAAUCAGGCUGCACAAUGGCAGCAACAGGGGCCUCCAAACAUGGUUGGUAUGGGAGACAACUAUACCAACAUGAUGCAGAACCAUCAACAGUGGAACCAGGAGCAUGCUCAAGGAAUUGACAAGAUCACAUUAGAAGAGUUGAAACAAAAGCAGGAAACUUUUAAAGUACAAGUUAAACAAUGGGAAUCUGAAUUCAAGAAGUGGAAAGAUGAGAACAAAAGCCAUCCUGACAAGGAAUUAUAUCGUAUGUAUGAACAGCAGUGGAGAGAAUGGGAAAUUCAGAUCAGACAGAUGUCAGCCGCCACUGAAAAAGAGAUUGAAAUUAGAGAAAAUGAAAUAAAGCAGAAAGAGGCCAUAAGAAAUGAACAGCUAAUGAAAAGUAAACAAAAUAUUAGUGGCCCAGGGGAAGAAAUUGGAAUGAGUGGACAAGGUCCAGCAGGCCCUGGAGAAAUGGGUGGUUCAGGCCCAAUGGGACCAGGUGGUGGAUUGGGUGGACCAGGCCCAAUGGGACCAGGUGGUGGAAUGGGUGGACCAGGCCCAAUGGGACCAGGUGGUGGAAUGGGUGGACCAGGCCUGAUGGGACCAGGUGGUGGCAUGGGUGGACCAGGCCCAAUGGGACCAGGUGGUGGAAUGGGGGGACCAGGACCAAUGGGACCAGGUGGUGGAAUGGGUGGACCUGGACCAAUGGGACCAGGUGGGGGAAUGGGUGGACCAGGCCCGAUUGGACCAUGUGGUGGUAUGGGUGGACCAGGGCCAAUGGGACCAGGUAUAAUGGGAGGACCAGGUGGAAUGGAUGGACCAGGUGGGAUGGGUGGGCCAAUGGGGCCAGGUGGAAUGGGUGGACCAGGUCCCAUGGGGCCAGGAGGUGGAAUGGGUGGACCAAGGCCAUUGAUGGAAGGGCUUGAAAAAAUGGGUAGACAAAUGGGUGGUCCUGGAAGAGGAAAGGGAAAGAUUAUAAUUGGAAAAGGUCCAUUCAGUAAAGACGCUCCUUACGGAUACAACAGAGCAAACAGGCCUAUCGGUGAACCGUAUAAUGGACAGUCGGCUUCAUCAUUGCGGAGAAAGCGCAGAAGACUAGCAAAACUUAACCGAAUGAAACGCUCUAAUGACAACAGCAUUAAUGUUGAAGAGAUUCAUAAUGACUCGGUACCACCAGGCAUAGAGCAGUAUGACUACAGCUUGGAUUAUUCUGAUGAAGAGGGAGAAGAGGAAGGAUCUGAUGAGGCCGAAAAAUUUGAUAUUGAGGGUGUCAAUAACUUGGAUGUAGAUAUUCAACAUGCCAGUGCAACCACGGAUAUUGCCAAUACAGACCAACACUUUGAUAUCCCACAUGCAGAUGAAGAUGUUGGUUAUCCACAUGCAGGUCAGCAAUUCAACAUUCCUCAACAUAUGCAACAGGAAACAGCUGUAAAACAGACACUGAAUAAUGUUGUUCAUCCAAAUGACAAACUAUCCAAUUUUCUUGUUAUUCAAAAAGAAUCUAGUGAAGAUGGGAAGUAUGUUGAAACAAUGAUUCCUACAGUAUCAAGCGAAUCGCACUUCAAAGGAAGUGAUGUAUCCACCAUCACGUCACAGACUACUGUUGUGUCACCGGUAGUUAUUGAGAAAAAAGCAAUUCUAAAUAAAGCACCUGGUAAACAAAUCCCUCCACCCCCUCCAUCACACCCUCCACCAGCACAUGUUGUAAAACAACAAAAAGUUGGCCUACAAAACAAACCUGAUGUAGAAAACAAGAAAGGGGGUGGCGUAACAAAAUGGGAUCUUCAGCAAUUAAUGAGUGAAUCCAGAAUAGACGCAAAUACAAGUGACCUGAAAAAGUCAGUUGGCGAAAGUGAGAAAGAAAAAGAUGAACCGGAUAAAGAUAAGAAAAAAGAAGUGAAGCAAGAAGAUGAACAGAAAAAAGUUGAGGAUAAAAAAGCUGCAAACAAAAGUGUUAGUAAAGACAAGGACAGCAAGAAAGAUGAAGAGAAACCAAAAACAAAGGAAUCUGAUGAUGGAAAGAAUAAAGAGGAAUCAAGAGGAACAUUGAAAGAGGAGUUAUCACGGUUAGCUGCGGCUAAGAAGGGCGAGUCCACAAGAAAAGAUAUGUUUGGUCGGGAUAUUAAAAGAUCACGCUCCAGGUCGCGUGAACGAGAUAAAAGACUUAGCCGAGAUCAAGACAGACACAAUAGCAGAGAGAGAGCAAGUGGCCGUGAUUCUGAUAGAAAUCGUGAUAGGAUUCGCGAAAGAAGUCGCAAUCGAAGCCGUGAUCGUGAUAGAAACAGAGAUAGGAGUCCUGACAGAAGCCGGGAUAGGGACAUUGGAAGGGACCGAAACAGAGACAAUGAUAGGCAGAAACAAAAUGAACGCCUUGAUGCAAGAGAGAGAGAUCGGUUAAAUCCAGUCAACAAAGAGGCGGGUGGGGACGAAAAAACCUUAAAGCCACGUGACAACCAAGAGUUUUUAAUGAACCCUAAUGAUAAUGUACAAGACCAAGCACAUCGACCUAUAAGCUACCCGCCUAUGCCUGGAGGAAGAAGAACACCACCCCCACCACCAGGAGUUCGAGGGCCUUUGACGCCUCCUCAUUUACAAGGAAGACCAUCAUACAUGAUGGACAUGCAUUCUCAUGACAGACGACUUGGUUAUGAUGAUCGCUUUGGAAUUGAUCGUUACAGAGGAUUUGAACGCCCACCCUUUGACUCCUACACUAGGCCACAAGAAUUGUAUCAUGACAGAUGGGAUGAGAGAAUUCGAGAACGUGGACUUGAUAGGAGAGACUGGGUAUAUGAACGGGGAUAUCCUCCACCCCAACUGGAUGAUCCUUACUAUAGACGUGCAUACGCUCGUUCACCAUCUCCACCCGCGGUCAAGAUUCAGACAAUUGAUUAUGGACAUGGUACCAUUCAGCCAGCUAUAGAUCAUACCUUAAAUGACCCAGAUCCGGUCUUUGCUGCUCAACCAAGCAAUCAGUUUGGCAUGUCUCAGUCAGUUGGCAGCAGUUAUUCAAAUCAAGGUGUCUACAACCAAACAUCAGGAAAUCCGUAUCUAGCACGGGCAGGUAUCGCAAUGCCAAAGCGUGAAUUGUUUAACAUAAUGGAUAUCCUGACCACACCUGGUAGUGCGAAGCGUUCGAGUAAUACCAUCAUUAUCCUGAGAGGCCCUCCAGGAGCAGGAAAGACUUACAUGGCUAAGUUGUUAAAAGAGAAGGAGACUCAAAAUGGAGGUCAAGCCCCAAGAAUGCUUUGCUUAGAUGAUUAUUUCAUGAUGGAAACUGAAAAAACAGAAAAGGAUCCAGAGACUGGAAAACUUAUAAAGAGAAAGGUGAUGGAAUACGAGUUUGAACCAGAGAUGGAAGAAACAUACCGUGCUAGUCUACUAAAGUCAUUUAAGAAGACUGUAGACAGCGGUCUCUUCAGCUUCAUCAUUCUUGAUGCUAUAAACAACAAAAAGGAACAUUAUGACCAAUUUUGGAGCUACGGUCGAUCCAAAGGAUUUGAGGUUUACAUUGUUGAGCUGAUGCAUGAUGUUUCCAUUUGUCAUAAGAGGUGUGAACACAAUCGCAGUUUCAGGAGCAUUGAGUUGAUGAUCCAGAAUUGGGAGUCUACUCCUGCUCACUACCAGAUGGCUGAUGUCAGGGGCCUGCUGCAAGAAGCUGCCAUUGAUGAUGUGGAGAUGGAAGAUUUUGAUCCUAUGGAGAUGGCAGGGACCAGUACUGAAGCUCCUCCAGAUGGUCAAAUGACGGACACAACUAGAAGCCGAUGGGACGAGUACACCAUGGAAAAACUUGAUAAGCUGGAUGGUAUUAGGUCGUUCAAGAGGCGGAGGUCGGAAAGCGAAAUGCCGGCACAAAGCUUAGAGGAAUACCUGUCUGUAACGGAAGACUAUGCCUACAGGAAGUGUGUACCUGGGACAAAGAGGGUACGCUGGGCAGACAUCGAAGAACAGAAGGAUCAGGAUCUGAAAAGAGCGAUGGGGUUUGUCGUGGGACAAACUCAGCAAGAUUGGCAGAAAAUGACAGAUGAUAACUUUGCCCACAAUGCUCUCAACAAAACCAAGUAUUUCUGAGGGAAUUCUUAGAGGAAAACCUUUGAGACCAAGAUCACACUUGCCACAACGGAAUACCAACCGUAACUGAGUAUUAUGUUGAUCAACCAAAGGUUAACAUUCACCAUGGAUCUGAGUAACAAAGUGAUUUGUUCUGGGAAAACUAACUUUAUACUCUGAAAGUUAAUUGCUAUUAACUAAAGUAUUGUCUCCAGUAUUUUGCACCGUGAUGCUGUAAAUUUAUCAGUUUUCUUGUUUAUGUAGACACAAUUUAACUGGAGUUAAUCAGCCGGAGAUAAGUGAAAGAUAUUUUCAGUAUUUAAGCAGUUUUUUGCCAAUCUAACAGAAGGAUAAAGAGUAUUACAAGUUUUUAAUAUCUAAUACAUUUGAUUUUCCAACUUUGAUGUGGAAGAUUUACAAUACUACUGUUCCAAACGCACUACCGUAGCAUUCUAAACAGAAUAAUAAAAGGCGCAUUUGAAUUAACAGCUUUUAAAUAUAUAGCUUUUUGAGCAUACAAGACUUAGGCCUAAUUCUGUUUUGGAUUGAGUUGCACAACACCAUCUUAGAUGUUGAUGUAACUAAUUCUGUCAAUCUUGCUUUUGCAAAACUGUAUUAUUAUGGUGCAUACUGUACGUAUACUGUAGAUACAGAAGUUCUCUGGUAUAAGCUAACGCUCCUUGAAUGAAAAAUUGGGCCUUUUUUUUUUUUUGGGUGGGGAGGGGAGUUUUAGGCUUACAUCCAUUGUAUAUAGCAUGUCCCAUGAUUUGUAGUAAUGGCUAGUCGAAAGACAAUUUCUCAGCAUUGAUUGUCUAAGCUACUCGUUCAAAUCUUUCUUCAAAAAUCAUACCUCGGGCUGGUAUAAAUUUAUUUGCCGUAGUGUAGAAGAUAGGAGUAUACCCGAGAAACUGUAGUAUGCAACUUGGCAUCUCCUUCACACCAUCUUUUAUUAAACCAUUUGUAUAAAUGUCAUAACCAACCACACCAUACUUACUAGACUACUUACAUUUUAAUAUAAGUAAUUUUAAACAAAAUGGUGUCUAAGUUUGUAAGGAUUUUAUUCCAGUUAGUGGAACGUUGUGUCGCAAAAACCAUUUUAUGUUCUUUUAUAUAUUUUGCUUAAAAAAUGAACACCAAGACCUAGAACAUGUGUCAAAAAACUAAGUAAAGUUUAUGAUAAAAUGAGAGAAUCUACCCUUGUGUAAUUUAAGGGAAAUUGAUGCAUUGAAUCAAGUUAUGUUAAAAUAACCUUACAGUAUAAGCAUAAGGCAUAACAACAUUUAUGUAUGGUUCCUGAUGUUUUGUACAAGUCUAAUGUUAAAGCAGUUUCAAUAAAUGUUAUCAGAUCUUCUGGAA
Messenger RNA from Anneissia japonica, 6176 nucleotides. RefSeq lists its product as uncharacterized. The transcript is spliced from 15 exons. The coding region runs from base 159 to 4841 and encodes 1560 amino acids. Lineage: Eukaryota; Metazoa; Echinodermata; Crinoidea; Comatulida; Comatulidae. Gene Ontology annotation, biological process: regulation of telomere maintenance. Gene Ontology annotation, cellular component: nucleus. The record is from RefSeq and is a predicted model, not a curated record.